UUUCGGCAAUUGAACGCCGAUGUAAAAAAAAACAAGAACAACACGCGGCGAAAAUUAUACAAAAUCUGCAAAAACAGUCAUAAAAUAGUUAAAUUAAGCCUACUAAAGAACCAUGGCUGAUGUGCUAGAUAUCGAUAAUGCAGAAGAGUUUGAGGUUGACGAAGAUGGUGACCAGGGCAUCGUGCGCUUAAAGGAGAAAGCAAAGCAUCGCAAGGGACGCGGCUUUGGCAGCGACAGCAACACGCGCGAGGCUAUUCACAGUUACGAAAGAGUGCGCAACGAGGACGACGAUGAACUGGAACCAGGGCCACAGCGAUCCGUCGAGGGCUGGAUUCUAUUUGUGACAUCCAUUCACGAAGAGGCGCAAGAGGAUGAGAUCCAAGAGAAGUUUUGCGAUUACGGCGAGAUUAAAAACAUCCAUUUGAAUUUGGACCGUCGCACGGGCUUCUCAAAGGGCUAUGCUCUGGUUGAGUAUGAGACGCACAAGCAAGCGCUGGCUGCCAAGGAAGCGCUGCAUGGCGCUGACAUCAUGGGCCAGACGAUUCAAGUAGAUUGGUGUUUCGUCAAAGGACCGAAACGCGUCAAAAAGUCGGAGAAGAGACGCAGAUAAACGACGAUUUGGAGGCCAAUGAAAUACAUUAUAUGUAACUUAAAUUAGCAUAAUCCCAACUUGUCUUUAACAUACACAAAGAAACCGAAAUACAAAUGAAAUAAAAUUUAUUGCAGCAGCAACAGUUUGAAUAUAA
This is a messenger RNA of Drosophila sulfurigaster albostrigata, 746 nucleotides long. RefSeq names its product RNA-binding protein 8A (gene tsu). The transcript is spliced from 2 exons. Gene Ontology annotation, biological process: RNA splicing. NCBI's taxonomy places the organism in Eukaryota, Metazoa, Arthropoda, Insecta, Diptera, Drosophilidae. The record is from RefSeq and is a predicted model, not a curated record. Gene Ontology annotation, cellular component: exon-exon junction complex; cytoplasm; nucleus. Bases 113 to 610 code for a protein of 165 amino acids. Gene Ontology annotation, molecular function: mRNA binding.